CUUUGUCAAUAAUAGUACCUUUCGAAUGAACCUUUUGGAAUCAAGUAAUCAAAAAAGAUCUGUGAAUCUUCCGCUCGAUCUUAUCAGAAACGGAAUGAAAAUUCAAGUGGAAGAUUAGCCAGCUGCCUUUGUUGUUGUAUUUAUAUGUUGAACCAGAAACAGAUGUAAGUUAGGGUGUACAUGCUAGUGCUCAGCAGGGCAGCAUAUUACAACUUACAAGGAAGGCGGAUAAAUGGAUGCUCAGCAAGGGCGAGCUAGAGAUUCCCAUGCCGUCGACAUCGCUUCCCUGGCCCGACAGUUGAGGGAGGAGCUGGCAACCGCGGACACUUUGCCGGUGCAACUCGCCGGCGGCUGCCCCAUCAUCAUCGGCGAGGUUGGUGGCCUCACACGCAACGUCGACCCGGCGGAGUACGACCCGCACCAUGUCUCCAUCGGCCCGUACCACCGCAUCAGGAACCCAGACCUUGCUAGAGACGACGAGAAGAUAAGGAGCCUCGGCGUUGUCCUGUCGGCGGCGAGCGCCGGCAUGACGUUGGAGGUGUACCUCGACGAGAUGGCGCGCCUAGAGGGCCAAGCGAGGAGCUGCUACGCCCACACGUUUUCAAUUGAAAGCAACGAGUUCGUGCGCAUGUUGCUGCUCGAUGGCUGCUACUUGCUCGCACGGUUCGGCGACGUCGACAGCGGACGCCACAGGAACGGCGCACCCGCGGCCAAUGCCCACGCGAAGGGAGGGUGCCAGUACCACCGCAGCGGCGCGCCGUUGGUGUCGGCGCCUGGCGGAGGCGACAAGCUGGAGACUAUCUCGGUGGUGCGCGACGUGUUCUACCUUGCGGAGAACCAGAUUCCGUUCUUCGUCGUCAACAAGAUCUACCAGCUGACCUUUUUGGACAGCGGCGUUUCAGCGGCGAACGCGAUCGCGUGUGACGUCCGGGAACUCUUGCGGAGGCAGCUGUACUCGGUGGCCGCGCCGGCAGUGGCAGAGCCGCCGGGGCCAGGCAAUCUUCUUCACCUGCUGCACAUGCACCUGAAGCCCACUGUACACUUGUCACCCACCGGCGACAAAGUCACUGGGAAGCUGGUGGGCCGGUGGCGAACGGCGACGGAGUACCACUUUGCCGGCGUGAAGUUCAAGACCCGGUCCCUCGGUAGCAAAGAAGCACGCUGUGUCCUCGACGUGAAGCUGGACAGCGGCGGCGGCGUGUUGGAGAUUCCCCGCCUGAACAUCGACGCCGAGACGUGGCGGCUCCUGCGCAACCUGAUGGCCCUGGAGCAGCACAACCCGGACACGGCGGGGAGCAACGUGACGGCGUACUGCGUCUUCAUGUCGCAGGUGGCCUGCACGGCUAUCGACGUGGACCUCUUGUCGAGGAGAGGGGUCAUCGCUCACGGCCUCGGCAACCACGGCGAGGUAGCACGCUGCUUCGCCGACCUCUGCAAGGGGAUUGUGUUCCGCGCGGACGACCCCGACGGCAAUUACCUGAUGGCGACGUGCCAGGCCCUGGAGAAGCGCUUCCGGAGCCGGCCGCGGCGGUGGAUGGCGUGGCUGCGGCAGAAGUACUUCCGCAACCCGUGGCUCGCCGUCGGGCUCGCCGCGGCGGCAGUGGGGCUAGUUUGUACAGUGGUGCAAGCAGUGUACUCUGUUUUGAGUUACGUACAAGGAGCGAGGUAGGAAUUCAGUGACGACUCUGGUGGAAAUGAACAAGUUGUUUUUUUUUUUUUUGGGAGCAUCACAGAGCUUAGCUUUCAUUCAUCAGGAGCGAAUUACAUUCGUCCUGAUGCAUCGAGCAAGGAAAUCCGGUGUUGUGUCAGACUAUACAACACGGCAUUUAGAAGUAACAGCAUGCUGGGCACAAAAGUGUGCAGCAAAGUUCCCUGCUCUUGGUACAUAAUUCAGGCUAAAAUAAUUAAAAGACAUACUAAGCUC
Phragmites australis (common reed) is the source of this 1924-nucleotide messenger RNA. RefSeq lists its product as uncharacterized. The transcript is spliced from 2 exons. The coding region runs from base 233 to 1669 and encodes 478 amino acids. Lineage: Eukaryota; Viridiplantae; Streptophyta; Magnoliopsida; Poales; Poaceae. The record is from RefSeq and is a predicted model, not a curated record.